UUCAAGCUGCUUUUUGUUUCUCUAAUGAACCAAACAACUCGCUAUGUUGCAGCCUAAAUUCCAUUCAAACCGAAUUGAACUUGUAACUAUUCUACUAGAUCUAAAUCUGUACUGUACAAUGAUUUGAGUCUUGCUGGACUUUAUGCAAAGGUUGAGACCUAAAGAAAAACUCUAUUUCGGUAUGAGAGCUCAUGAUGACGAGACUGGACUGUGGUUCCCUUUGAAAAAAGACCUAAACCAGACAUUGAAGUAUCUGGUAACAAGAAAACCGACACAGUUAGCAAGGAACAGCCUGGCCCGACCAAUCAGCGAUAGAGCGUUCUUCCGUGACUUCACUCAUCUACGUAGAGCUGGUCAUUUCUCUGAUGCCAUCAUUAAAGUUGAUAAUGUUGUCUUUCCUGUCCACCGAAACAUACUGGCCUGUUGCAGCCCUUAUUUUAGAGCUCUGUUCACAGUCCUGGAAGGGUCAGUGCAGUCGUCUCAAGGCCAUGUAGAAACAAAAGAAGCACCGGACCAACCGUUGUCAAUAGGUCAAUCUAUAGGGUCAAGUGCUGUAGAGACGUAUUCCCCUGGUGUAGAGGGGAUGGAUUUUAAUCUCAACCAAGCAGAGUUUAACUGGUUGACAUGUCGAGCCAAUGGUACGGUAUCAAAGUCUUUGACGUCGAUGGCCAUCACAUCUUCUAAACAUUGUGAGCACAGAUCGCCUUCGGAUGGAACGGGCGUACCUCCCCUUGCGACCCAAACGUCCUCCUCCGUAUCAGAGAAAAUGCCUCUGGAAACUUCUGACACUCAUCUUGACCAGUCCCAAAGUAUUAAAUCAAGCUGCUGCUGUUACGAGGUGACCAUCACUGACGUCUGCCCCGACAUCAUGAACGAGAUCAUAGAGCACGCCUAUGGCGGUCAAGUUGCCGUCUCGGCCCACAACGUUGAGCAACUUCUGCCGGCAGCCGAUAGAUUUCAGGUUAUGCCCCUUUUAAAAGAAUGUUGUGACUUCCUGGCCAGCGAAAUCUCAGUGGGGAACUGUAUUUCUAUCGUCAAAUUCGCCAGUCACUUUUAUCAUUGUGACUCUUUAAGACAGCUUGGCACCCAGUUUCUGCUGGACAACUUUACAGCAGUCUUUCAGACUAGUCCAGAGUUUGAGAAACUGACCUGCAAAGAGCUAUGCUUCAUACUACGAGCUGACCAGCUCAACGCUAAACAUGAAGAACUGGUGCUGGACGCGAUCAUUCGAUGGGUUAUAGCGGACACUGGAGAACGAGAGAAGUAUAUUCCAGAACUGGUCUCAUGUGCCAGGGUAGGUCUUAUGAUGCCAGAUAAUAUGGGAGAGUUUGUAGACUCUUGGCUGCUGUCCAGAGAUUUAAACUCUGAUCUGAACAAAGUUACACUCCAGGUUAUGGAAUCUGUUUUACAACUCCAGAAGCAGCAGUUGGCGGCAGUGGACAGCGCCAUGUUCUCUCCAAGACUACCACGAGAUAUUCUGUUUGUGAUAGGUGGAUCCAAUUUUGGAUUCCCUCUCAACAUGGUGGAGGCCUUUGAUUGUCGAACUUGGCUGUGGUCCAUCAUAUGCCCUUAUGACUUCGCGCCUCGAUCUUACCAUGGGAUGGUGGCGCUGGACAAUGAGAUCUAUAUUAUUGGUGGAUUCAGCGGGCAGGUUUAUCUCAGCAGCUGUUGUAAACUAAAACCUGACACACUCACUUGGGAGGACGUCACACCAAUGAACACGAAGAGAUGCUACGUGGGUGUGACUGCACUGCAAGGAUGUCUCUACGCCGUUGGGGGAUUCGAUGGCCAGUACCGACUGAACAGCGCAGAACGAUUCAACCAAAGGACUAACCAGUGGAGCUUCAUCUCCCCAAUGAUACAGCAGAGAAGUGACGCUGGUGUGGCUGUACUCAGUGACAAACUUUACGUGUGUGGAGGUUUCAACGGUAUGGAGUGUAUCCGUGCGGUGGAGAUGUACGAUCCGUCCACUGACCAAUGGACACCAGAACCAAGUAUGCCCAGAGGUCGGAGUGGCCUUGGUCUGGUGGCGUACAAUGGCUACCUGUAUGCCGUCGGGGGCUUCGACGGAACAGACAGCACCGUGAGACUAUCCACGCUGGAAAGCUACAGCCCUGUUACUCGACAGUGGACACGUCUUGAACCAAUGCCUCACCCACGAAGUAAUUUAGCUGUAGAUGUGUUGGAAGAUGUUCUUUACGCCAUCGGAGGCUAUAGCGGUGACAGAACAACUUCAGUCGUUGAAUGCUACGACUUUAGUACCAACACCUGGUAUCAGUCGACACGAUUAAGUCACAACCGAAGCGCCCUUGGAGUUUGCGUGGUCAGCGCCCUACCCAAUGCCGCUAAGUUAUUGAGACGUGAUCCGACAGUGGUACACCCACAGAACGCCCUGAGAGAAUACUGACACCCAGAUCACUUUUUGUAGACAAGACAGCAGCAAGCCAUUUUCACAGCCUCGGGGCGCCACUGGAAUAGACUCGCUCCAGGACAGACCAUCUGUUUCACUUUUCUUCAGUCGUCUUUCCGGAGAGUCUGGGAAAAGACGGAAAGGAAACUCUUUUGUGUUGAUUGAUGAACAGAGAGGCUUGGUCAAUAAAGUUGGACACUCGACCAAAUAGCUUUGGAACAAAAAAAUUAUAAUUGUAUUUUUUUUUACUUCCUAUGCCCAUGUGUGUGUGAGAAAGAGAGAGAGAGAGAGAGAGAGAGAUGUAGAGAGAAAGAGAGAGAGAGUCAGAGAGAGAGAGUCAGAGAGAGAGAGAGAGAGUUUACUUGAUUGUGUCUGUGUAUGUAUUUCUUUUAAAGAAAAAAAAAAUCUCAGAUUUAACAAUCAGAUCUUUAGUAGAACUGGAAGGUUGGUAUCUGUGUGUCUAUCUAAGUAGAACUGGUGAGUUGGUCUGUGUGUGUGCGUGUGUGUUUGUAUAACUGGAUAGUGUUUGUGUUUCUCCAUUAGAAAUGGUUAGUGGCUGGGUGUGUUUGUCGUUAUUUGACCCGGAUAGUGUGCUUGGGUUUAAAUGGGACUGGAUGAUGUCUGUUGUGUUUUUUCAUAUAAAAAUAUUUUUUUUUAAUCGUAAAAUUAAUUAGCGUGUGUCUCUUUUUAAAAUAAAAUAUAUUGUCCUAAAAAUAUAUAACAUUUUAUCUUUGUAGUAAAAUA
Molecule: messenger RNA, 3154 nt
Organism: Biomphalaria glabrata
Lineage: Eukaryota; Metazoa; Mollusca; Gastropoda; Planorbidae
Product: kelch-like protein 10
Exons: 15
Coding region: 143-2407 (754 amino acids)
Molecular function (GO): protein binding
Source: RefSeq, a predicted model, not a curated record